Messenger RNA from Mustela lutreola (European mink), 2596 nucleotides. Its product is annotated as uricase. Gene Ontology annotation, biological process: purine nucleobase catabolic process; urate catabolic process. Gene Ontology annotation, molecular function: urate oxidase activity. Lineage: Eukaryota; Metazoa; Chordata; Mammalia; Carnivora; Mustelidae. Bases 82 to 996 code for a protein of 304 amino acids. Gene Ontology annotation, cellular component: peroxisome. The record is from RefSeq and is a predicted model, not a curated record. The transcript has 8 exons.
AAAUAUUAGAAAACAUCUGUUUUGCCCAAACUAUUCUUUUUUACUCUUGAAACUGAAUUUGAAGUUGAAGGCCAAGAGAAAAUGGCUCAUUACGAUCAUGACUAUAAAAAGAAUGACGAGGUGGAGUUUGUCCGAACUGGCUAUGGGAAGGAUAUGGUAAGAGUUCUCCAUAUUCAGCGGGAUGGAAAAUACCACAGCAUCAAAGAAGUGGCAACUUCAGUGCAACUUACUCUGAGCUCCAAAAAGGAUUACGUGCAUGGAGAUAAUUCAGACAUCAUCCCCACAGACACUAUCAAGAACACAGUUCAUGUUUUGGCAAAGUUUAAAGGGAUCAAAAGCAUAGAAACUUUUGCAAUGAACAUCUGUGAGCAUUUCCUUUCUUCUUUUAACCAUGUCAUCCGAGCUCAAGUCUAUGUGGAAGAGGUCCCUUGGAAGCGUUUUGAAAAGAAUGGAGUUAAGCAUGUCCAUGCAUUUAUUCACACUCCCACUGGAACGCACUUCUGUGAGAUUGAACAGAUGAGGGGUGGACCUCCAGUCAUUCAUUCUGGAAUCAAAGACCUCAAGGUCUUGAAAACAACCCAGUCUGGAUUUGAAGGAUUCAUCAAGGACCAGUUCACCACCCUCCCUGAGGUGAAGGACCGAUUUUUCGCCACCCAAGUGUACUGUAAAUGGCGCUAUCACCAAUAUAGAGACAUGGAUUUUGAUGCUACCUGGGAUACUGUUCGGGACAUUGUCCUGGAGAAAUUUGCUGGACCCUAUGACAAAGGCGAAUACUCCCCCUCUGUCCAGAAGACCCUCUAUGACAUCCAGGUGCACUCUUUGAGCCGGGUUCCUGAGAUAGAAGACAUGGAAAUUAGCCUUCCCAACAUGCACUACUUUAACAUAGACAUGUCCAAAAUGGGACUGAUCAACAAGGAAGAGGUCUUGCUACCCUUAGACAAUCCAUAUGGCAGAAUUACUGGGACGGUCAAGAGGAAGCUGGCUUCGAAGCUGUGAUGUUGUAGGCUCCUCUCAACUGAGGAAUUCCUUCAGCCUCUUGUGAUGCUGGAAAUCAUAGCAUGUAGCCAUGCCAAUUUUCAAACUGGAGUGUUGAUUUAUAGUGUUAAUUUUCCUCCUGUAGGAAAGAAUUCUUCUACAACUAGCUCAGCAAGGUGUUUUGUGAUUAAUAAUUACAACACACUUGGUGGAUACAGUUUACUUCACAAAUGUUAAGCCGUAUGAGAAUAGUCAUAAAUCAAUAUUUCCUUUUGGUUUUCUUGUGCCUUCUUAUCUUAGAGAAGUUUUAGAAUCAGUAUACUAAGAAAACAAUAAUGAAUUAAUGUAUGUGUCUUAUCAAUUAAUCUGUGCACAAAUUUAAGAGUAAGUGCUGUUUUCAACCUACUGAUGCUAACACUUUGCUCUGGGCAAUGCAGAAAAUGUAAUGAUGAAAUCAUAUUUGGAAACUAUCACCAUCAUGGCUUCAGUGAGAUUGAAGUAUUUGAAUUUCUAAGAAUGUUCCAGUGUAUACAUCACUGGGAGUUUAUUUCUACUCUUAAAGUACUUUUGUAAUCCUAAUGUAUUGGUUUUAGGACUUCUACAACUCUUUGAGAAUAUUUAGUAGACACUGAAAAAAGAGUACAACUUGUUUUUCUUUGAAUAAUGUAUCACUUUGGGAAAAAGAGAAUUUAAUAAAUGCUAAGUCACUAUACCAAACAAUGAAUAUCCACAGAGAAAGAAGACGAGAGACUCUCUAUAAAAAUAUCAGUGAUGGUGUUGCCUGGGUGGCUCAGCUGGUUGAGUGGCCAACUCUUGGUUUUAGCUCCGGUCAUGGUCUCAGGGUCUUAGAUUGAGUCCUGCAUCAGGUUCCGUGCUCUCUCUCCCUCUGCCCCUCCCCCCUGUUUGCUUGCUCUCUCUCUUACUUUCUCUCACUGUCAAAUAAAUAAAUACAUCUUGAAAAAAAUAUCAGUGAUGAUGAUUUCUAGAUGGUGGGAUUAGGAGUGAUUUUUUUUUUUUUUUUUUUACUAUGUGCUUUUCUGGAUCUCCCAAAUAUAAUAAUCAGAGAAAUAAAUGUAAUUAAUGAUUUAAAAGUGUAUACAGAUUUGACUGGUGAUUGCGUCAGUUGACUAAUACUUCUAUUAUAUAUAGAUAUGUACCAUAAAGCUUCAUAAACUGUGAUUUUAGAAGCCCCUCAUGAAAACCUGUCCACAUGAACAUUCUAGAUAACCUUCCUCCAUUUAAAAAAACUCCAUUUAUCAAGUUUUUAAAAUCUCCAUUUUUUAUAAUGGUUACAUGUGAGUACUUAGCAUUGUUUGAGAACUCUGCUUCAGUCCCCCGUUUCUAGUACUGUAACUUAAGCUAGCACGGCUUAGUGUUUCAUUUAAAAAAAACACAUCAGGGCACCUGGGUGGCUCAGCUGGUUAAGCAACCGCCUUUAGCUCAGGUCAUGGUCCCGGAGUCCCGGGAUCAAGUCCCUCAUCAGGCUCCCAGCUCCAUGGGGCGUCUGCUUCUCCCUCUGACUUUCUCGCCUCUCAUGUUCUCUCUCACUGUCUCUCAAAUAAAUAAAUAAAAAUCUUUAAAAAAAAAAAAAACUCACUUCAGUCCUGGAUCCACCUCUUAC